GUCAGACACAGUGCCACGUCAGACAAAGUGCCACGUCAGCAGUGCCACGUCAGCAACAUGACGGGCCUGCCAGGGCAACUGCCCAACAAGUCCCUCGCAGCCUACAAGCAGCGGUUCCAGGCUCAGAUCGAGGCUGAGGAACAAUGCCAGCUGGCAGCCGAGGCUGCCCGCGUACAGGCUCAAGAGGCAGCAGCAGCAGAACAACUGCAACUACAGGCCGAUGUAGACGCAGAUGCCCAGGCUCGCCGCAAGGAAGCCCAGGAUCUGCUGCAGCGGCAUGAAGCCAACAGCAUCGACAGACUCAAGUACUGGCAUUUUGAACCGAACGGCGACGAGGCAACACCGGAAGAGAAGCACAAGGAGUUCCUAUCCAAACUCGUGACGCGGUUGUUGUAUGCUUGCAACUACCAACGGUCAGAGUUGGAGAGACAGUACCAGGACCUGACGCAACAGCGUCAGGAGUUGGCACAGUUCCGCCGCAUAGUGCAGAGCCACGAGGAUGCAACUCGGGCACUCAAUGUCCGAUUGCUUGACCUGGAACAGGCUGUACGAGGACCAGCUGCUGGGGCUUCCAGCAGUGCACCCUCUAGCCGCCAACUGGAGGACCGCGUUGACCACGUAGUGGCAAUGCUCGGCGACAUCAGCACCUUCGCUGCGCCGACCACCACCAUCAGUAGUCAGCUGCAUACAUUGAAGACCGAGGUCCAACAGCUGCAGACGACGAACGCGGAUGGCAAUCCGAAAAUGUAUAAGAUGUCAACUUUCAAUCUGGAGAGGUUCGACGACUACACGCAGCAGGAUCCSGUCCUCUGGUGGGAAGCCUUCACAACGCAACUCAGGAUUCUGCUCGUAGCCAAGCAUGCGUACAUCGGCGCCCUGUUCCUGAACUCAAAGGGCGGAUGCCAGACCUGGUUGAGCCACCUGRCAACCUCCCACGGCGUCGACGUACCAGACUUGAAGGACCAAAUCACAUGGGAGGAACUGACACGGCUGUGGAAGAAGCGGUUCAUCGUCGACGACGCGCCGACACUCGCCAUCAACCGUUUGUUCACCAUGUCACAGGGCAACACUGCAACACGGGACUGGCUCACGGAGUGGCAGAAGAUUGCGGCAGUGCCUAAUCUGGACCUGCCUUUCACUCAUCUAAGACGUGAGUUCUACAACAGAUCCUGCGCUGCAUUGAGCCAGGCUCUUGGUGAUCGUGAGCAGUACUCCACUUUCGCCGAGAUUAUCGACAAGGCGAGAGAGAUCAUCAAGACCAACAGGUCAGCUGCACACGAGARRUCAMCAUGGCAGCSGACCUAURUGGAGAAGRYACRAACUGGUCCGCGACAGCAGCACUUCGCUGCAGUCCAGCAGGACAGUGGAGAUAACCCAGCAGCCACUCCAGCAUCAAGUGACGGAGAUCAGGUGGCUGUUGUCCAGCCGCGAAGCAACAACAAGUCCCGCAACAAUGGGAAGGCGAAAUCUGCAUCCAUGGGUCAAGUUUGGCUUGACCGAGGCGGACUCGGGAAACUGAGCUCCGCGGAAGGUGAGGCGACUCCACCUUCUACUCCGCCAGAUUCGGCCGCCUUGCUAGCGGUCUCCUGCACAUCUGGGGAGGAUGCGAAUGUCGCAAGUCCUCGGUAUACUUACGAGGAUUAUGCUGUCCACUUGGUUCCACCGCUGGACCAACCGCUCCACGUGCAACAACCCACCCCAUGCAUGGUUUCAUCACCAUCGGCAACCGAUUCGGCAGCUUCGCCGCAAUCUAUCGUCGGGGAUUCGACGUCAUGGUCAAGACUUGAAGAGCUCGACCCGUUGACGUUCACGGACUUCCAGUGGAUGCCCGUUCCCUCGACCGAACGAUUGCCGAAACCGCAUUGCAAUGUGCUCAUGGCACAACUGCGGGACUACUUGCACACUGCAGUACCAGCUCCGUUGAUGGACGCCGGAGCAGAGGUUGUCGACCUUCACGUUUACAUCGCGAAGAUCGACUACGAGUUCAAGACGCAACAGUACGACGACAUCGACGCACCAUUGCUAUACGUAAGCAUUCAGAUCGGAAGGGCGACCUGCAGUGCCUUGAUCGAUUGCGGAGCAUCUCACAACUACAUCAGCCAGGACUUCAUGGUACGCGUCCGCCUAAGCCCACGUGUCCGGAGGAAGCCCCAGCCGAAGCAAGUCACAUUGGCGGACGGUCACACGCACAAGUCAAUCGACCGGUGCAGCGUCCCAGUGUAUUUUGUCCCUCACGCAAGUGAGGCGGUGUCCUUUGACAUUCUGGACACCAAAUUCGACAUGAUCUCGGGCAUGUCAUGGCUGCGAAGCAAGGAUCACCCGGUGAACUUCUUCAACCUCACCGUUCACGUUCGUGACCGGAACGGAGUAUUAGUUCCAUGCACGGUGCCUCUUCCUCAUCCUUCGAUCAACUGCCACGUGGUAUCCAUCACCAGAGACGACAUCGAGGAGAUGGGGGUGUUCACAUGGGUCACAGACAACAAUCCAUUGACCUACUAYAAGACGCAGGACACGGUGAGCAGCACGAUCGGACGAUGGAUGUACUUCAUCGACCAAUUUGACUUCACACCGAAACAUGUCCCCGGCCUCUCCAAUCGCGCAGCAGAUGCACUCUCGCGAAGACCAGAUCUUUGCGCUAUGACACAUCAUGCCUUUGCAUUCAACGAGGAGCUUCAGCGAUACUUCAUCAGGGCAUAUCAGUCUGAUCCGAACUUCAGCACGCUCUAUGCACAACUAUCUUCGGAUCUCUCGCCGGCCAGCCAUUUCCGCAUUACCGACGGGUACUUGCUCCUCCACUCGAGAGGCAAGGACUUACUAUGUGUCCCAUGCGACCGUCGUCUUCGGACUCGCCUCCUCGGCGAGUAUCAUGAUUCACGACUCGCCGGCCAUUUCGGAGUCAACCGCACUAUUGCACGGCUUCGACAACGAUUCCGAUGGCGUGACCUCAUUACCGAUGUCACUCGAUAUUGCGACUCUUGCGAAGUUUGCCGACGCAGCAAGCCCCACAACCGCAAUCCCUACGGCGAGUUACACCCAAUGCCUAUCCCACGGGAACCCGGUCUCUCCAUUGCCAUGGACGUCACCGGUCCGUUUCCUCGCGACCGGCUCGGGCACGACGGCAUCCACACGGUUGUGGACCGAUUGAGUAAGUCCGCGCGUUUUCUCCCUUGCAAGUACUACUCCACGACUCCCGAGCUGGCACGCCUCCUGCACACUGGUUGGAUUUGUGGCCACGGUGUACCAGAAGACAUUGUCAGCGACCGCGACACUCGUUUCAUGUCGGCAUUUUGGAUUGCUCUCAUGCAGGAGUCCGACACAACAAUGAAACCAAGUUCGGCUCGACAUCCUCAGACAGACGGGCAAACGGAGCGGGCACAUCAAACCGCUCAAAUGAUGCUUCGUACGCUCAUCCGUCCGGACCAGAAAGAWUGGGUUGACCGCCUCCCCGACAUCGAGUUCGCCUACAACACUUUGGUGCAUCCGGCUAUCGGCGUGACUCCAUUCGAGUUGCACCACGGUGGACGGAAAGGCCGUAUCUUCACAGACCUUCUCCUCCCUCGACCAGCCGACAAUGACGCUGCUUGCUCUCCCGCUUCAGUCCGGAAGUACAGGGAAUUGCUGACUCAAGCCCGCGCAAAUAUGCAAAAGGCUCAAGUCCGCAUGCAGCAGCAUGCCAACAGGCGUCGCGUACCAUGUCCCAUCCGCGCCGGUGAUCUGGUUUGGGUCUCCGCGGAAGAGUUUGCACUGGAACAGGAUGUUUCACGCAAACUGCUUCCCAAGUGGUUUGGACCUUGGUCUGUGACAGCAGCCGCGGGCGAUGAGCCCGAUGGCCCUUCAUUUGUGAUCAACAUUCCAGAGCAUCUGACGGUCCAUCCGGUCUUCCACGCCUCGAAGCUGGCAACAUACACACCAGCCAAGAGCGAUGACUUUCCGGACCGACGAUCGCAGGACCCUCCUUCCAUGGAUGGCCAUAAGGAAGUUGACCGCGUCAUCUCCGAUCGCAAGUACGGCAGCAAGCCGCGGCAGUACAAAGUCACAUUCAAAGCAUGCGAUCGCGACGACACUCGGUGGAUUUCAGGCGCAGAUUUGAAAGCAUCUGCACCGCUGAUCUACGCGCAUUAUGAAAAGCGGAGGUUAGCUCAGGAAGCUUUACGACCAGCCCCUCCCACCCAGACUGUGGUCCCUCCCUCAGACAGACAGCUUCGCCCUCGCAGGUAAGCUCGGUUCUUCAAGGAGGGGGGGGUGUGGCAUACUGCGUAGCCACACGGGCCCUGCAGGGCCCGUCCCGGACAUUCAGCCUAAAAGCCUAAAACUU
Messenger RNA from Chara braunii, 4315 nucleotides. The record is from the annotation of a GenBank genome assembly. NCBI's taxonomy places the organism in Eukaryota, Viridiplantae, Streptophyta, Charophyceae, Charales, Characeae.